GUUCGAGAGAAUGAUGUUUGGGUUGUUGGAUAUCCACGGUCAGGAAUGACAUGGAUUCAGGAGAUCGUGUACUUGGUGCAAACACUUGAUUUUGAGGGAAGUCGUUCAAUAGAUUGUGAUGAAAGAAUUCCUUACCUGGAGUUUCCUACCUCUACUUUGACUGACCUCUCGGAGAAGCCUUCUCCACGGAUCAUAAAGACACACCUACCCCUCAAACUGUUACCCACUCAGAUACAGACAAUACAGCCAAAGAUGGUGUAUAUAACAAGAAACCCAAAGGAUGUGGUGGUGUCGUAUUUUCAUCUUGUUUCCUCCAUACAAAGCCUGACCAGAUACAAAGGGAAGCUGGAGGAUUUUGUGGACGCCUUUUUGGUGGACAGAGUUCCAUACAGUCCUUGGUCAACUCACGUAUUGGAAUUCUGGGAAAUAAAAGACCAACCCAACGUAUUGUUUCUGACAUAUGAGGACUUGCAAAAGGACUUAGAAGGAAGUAUUAGAAAGGUAGCAGCAUUUUUGGAGAAGGACCUGAAAAAUGAAGAUGUACAGAAAAUUGUGAAACACUGCAGUUUUGAUGAAAUGAAGACUAACCCGUCUGUCAAUCAUCAAUGGCUAACUGAUCGCCAGUUCCAAGAUCCAAAGAAGGCAGAGUUCUUAAGAAAAGGGAAAGUUGGUGACUGGAAAAAUUUCCUCUCCAAGGAACAGGACGACAAGUUGAAUGUAAAGAUUGCCCUUAAACUCAAACAUUCCGGACUGUUCUUCCAUUACAUGGAGGCUGAGCUCUCCAACUCCUAGCCCUGUGAGGGGAUAUACAUGUAACUGUGAUGAUGGUGUACAUUGUCCAUGGUGAAGGACAUAAUAACAGGUACACAAUGUGAAAUAAAACAGAGGAUGAUUUACACUGUAUAUAGACAGAAAAUUUCACUGGAGAGGGAUGGCAUUGACAAUUACACAAUAUGUGGGUAUGACAAUGACCAAAGAACUUCAUUAUCAGUAAGUACCUGUACAUGUGGCUUUAUUUAUUCGAGAUUACAUUGACAAUUUUACAGUGUGUGGACAUGUACGUUUGGACAGUGAUUUAUUCAUUGGAGUUAGAUGAUGUUUGAGUAGACUGUGUGCUUUAUUCUGUGAUAAACUGGCAUUUUUAAAUGCAGUAAAGUAUGUGUCAAUGAUUACCGGCAUGUUUGUUUUAAUUUACACAAA
This is a messenger RNA of Magallana angulata, 1200 nucleotides long. RefSeq names its product sulfotransferase 1E1-like. Lineage: Eukaryota; Metazoa; Mollusca; Bivalvia; Ostreida; Ostreidae. The transcript is spliced from 6 exons. Gene Ontology annotation, molecular function: sulfotransferase activity. The record is from RefSeq and is a predicted model, not a curated record. The annotation marks the transcript as partial. Gene Ontology annotation, biological process: sulfation. Gene Ontology annotation, cellular component: cytoplasm.